AUGCGAGAGGAACGAUCAGAGACACAGAAACACUCACCUACAGUGGCCGCCGCGGGCGUUCAUCACCAGGGCGGCGGCGCGAGCGGUGUUGGCGGGAAUUUGAGUUCGGUUUGGGGCUCUAGUGCAGCGCAAAAAUUGAACUGGACUCAACCGACACAGAUGAGCGCCAUAGAGCAAUCUGCGAUGAGUAGUUCAAGUGCAAAAGGAGGCGUGGCUUGGGGCGGGGCGGGGCUUCGGUCAGACCACGCCCCCACGGGACGCAGUGCCAUAUUGAAUCCGAUGUGGGAUGGGCCUUCGCUGGAAUCAGCCAAUAAGACUUCGCCUGCGAUUAAUAAAAAAUCGAGUUCCUCAAGCAAAUCAACUACCUCAGUGGGUGCGAGCGGUGGAAAUAAAGGUGCUGGAAGGCAGCAAGCGGGUAAUAAUAAUGCAAACGACGAACACGAG
Anisakis simplex (herring worm) is the source of this 444-nucleotide messenger RNA. NCBI's taxonomy places the organism in Eukaryota, Metazoa, Nematoda, Chromadorea, Rhabditida, Anisakidae. The record is from the annotation of a GenBank genome assembly.